Aphanomyces invadans is the source of this 1106-nucleotide messenger RNA. RefSeq lists its product as hypothetical. The transcript has a single exon. The annotation marks the transcript as partial. NCBI's taxonomy places the organism in Eukaryota, Oomycota, Saprolegniomycetes, Saprolegniales, Verrucalvaceae. The record is from RefSeq and is a predicted model, not a curated record.
AAUGAGUCUGCGGUCGAGACAAAAGAGAUGCUCCCGAGCUACUUCGGCAUCAUGGAAACACCUCAAGGGUAGCAUCCCAUGCAACGUUCGAUUCGAUCUCGGCAUCUAUCUAAUGCUCCACAAGCUUAAGCGCGUCCUUUCGGGGAUCUUGUGUGGACUGCACGACAACACCAAGGUCCUUACAAUCCCAAUGCGGCAGGCGCCAUCCAUUCGUCCACGCUUGUUGCCGCAGAACGACCGCGAGCGCCACGCACGACACGAUGCGCACACCUUGGUACUGUGGAGCGACUGCGCGCAUGGCCAAGUACGCUGCAGCGCCUGUGAACGCAAUCGGCGCGUACGUGUCGGCGUACGGGUGCAGGAUGCGCACCGGUCGGUUGAGGAGUGUGUCUCGAGUCAUUCCACCAAAUGUGGAUGUCAUCAUUCCGCAGAGAGCGGAAACGAGGAGCGGGGCUUGAGCCCGAAUGCCGUUCAUAGCGCCAAUCACUGCAAACGCGCCGACUCCGAUGGCAUCUCCCCAGUCCAUCAGGGUGCCUUCGCCACCGUCAGCAGCCUUGAGCGUCAAACCAGUCCCGGGCGCGACCUCUUCCCCGGCAGGGAGCUGGCCCCACAAGUAAAACGCCCCGGCGGCCGCGGCACCGCUGAACACCAAGUACUCCCAUUCUUCGAUCCAAAAUGGUUGCUUGUUCAGCACCAACGCGUCACGCAGAGUACCGCCGCCUACCGCCGUGAUCGUGCCAACAAGUGUGCACCCCAGCAGGUCACAUCCCGCCGUUGCAGCAGUCAACGACCCACUGACGGCAAACACGACACUGCCGAACCAAUCCAAGGAGCGCAGACAUCCCGUCGACGUUGUCAAACCUGGCCAACGUGGCAGACCUUCCCGUGGGCUCAACGCAUCAAUCGAAGCAGCGGCAGCAGCUGGCGUUUGUGGCGGGACGGAAGCGCCCGUGGUGGAGACAGGUUGCACGCGGCGACCAGAAAACGUCAACGGCACUCGCUUGGCACUAAUGCGAAAGGAUGCGAUGGAGCUGGCGGCUAGCCGCUUGGCCACAAACAUGACCACCACGACAAGUCUCCAAUCAAGUCUGCACCGCAACACCGAG